AUGAGCUUCGUGAAUCAUAUGACCAACAGUCUUGAGACUGCUGUAUCACAGGCUCCCGAGGGCGGCCCUGGCAACAGCAAUUCUUCUUUUGAUAUGUAUACGGGAAGUGGAUCGGUGGAAGACAAAUCCUUGGUCCGGAAGCAGGACUGGAGGAUAAUUCCACUAUGUGCCGUGGUCUACCUACUAUUUUUCUGGACCGGUCGAAUAUUGGUAAUGCCAGAAUCUUGA
Messenger RNA from Letharia columbiana, 228 nucleotides. RefSeq lists its product as uncharacterized. Lineage: Eukaryota; Fungi; Ascomycota; Lecanoromycetes; Lecanorales; Parmeliaceae. The record is from RefSeq and is a predicted model, not a curated record. The coding region runs from base 1 to 228 and encodes 75 amino acids. The transcript is spliced from 2 exons.